GGGGCACUGUGGGGCACUUUGUGGUGGGUGCAAGGCCUGGGUGGGCUCUGCCCGUGUCCCCUGGGGGUCCCGAGGGCUCACCUGUCCCCCCAGGUGUCCUACGCCCGGCCCAGCUCCGCCUCCAUCCGCGAUGCCAACCUGUACGUGAGCGGGCUGCCCAAGGCCAUGGGGCAGAAGGAGAUGGAGCAGCUCUUCUCCCAGUACGGCCGCAUCAUCACCUCCCGCAUCCUCGUGGACCAGGUCACAGGUGAGGCCACCUGGGAGGGUGGGGCAGUCCUGGGCCCGCUGUCGCUGCUGCCCAGGUUCUCCCCGCUGGCCAUCGAGGCGGUGCCGGCGCUGGCCGGGGUGGGCUUGGGGACCCCCGGGCCGGGCUGGUGCAUCUUCGUCUACAACCUGGCGCCCGAGGCGGACGAGAGCGUCCUGUGGCAGCUCUUCGGGCCCUUCGGCGCCGUCACCAACGUCAAGGUCAUCCGCGACUUCGCCACCAACAAGUGCAAAGGCUUCGGCUUCGUCACCAUGACCAACUACGAGGAGGCGGCCAUGGCCAUCGCCAGCCUCAACGGCUACCGCCUGGGCGACCGCGUGCUCCAGGUGUCCUUCAAGACCACCAAGCAGCACAAGGCCUGAGGUUUGUCCCCGCCCGGGGGGGGCUGCGGGGUCUCCUGUCGGGGUGUGGGGGUGUGGGGACCACCCCCCCCGCUCUGUGAGCGCCGUGGAGGAACUCGGCUGGAGGUCUUGGGGACCCUCUCUGUGGGCACCGUGGAGGA
Onychostruthus taczanowskii (white-rumped snowfinch) is the source of this 767-nucleotide messenger RNA. RefSeq names its product ELAV-like protein 3. Gene Ontology annotation, molecular function: RNA binding. The annotation marks the transcript as partial. NCBI's taxonomy places the organism in Eukaryota, Metazoa, Chordata, Aves, Passeriformes, Passeridae. The record is from RefSeq and is a predicted model, not a curated record. Gene Ontology annotation, cellular component: ribonucleoprotein complex. The transcript is spliced from 2 exons.